AUGGAUGAUUUAGAAAAAUUAAGCUGUAAAGAAGAAUUAUUGGAUAUAAGUGAUAUGGAAAACUCGGCUAACGAUGACCACAGGGAAUCCGAGGGCAAAACAAAGAAAAAAAAACGAAGACGACGAGAAAUAGAUAUGAUAAAGCUAUCCGAUGAUGAUGAAACAGAUGAUGAAAUGCAUACAAAGAAGAAUAUAAGACGAUUAAGCCCCAUCCCCAAUUCACCUGCAUCACAUAGGGAACCUCGGACUUGUGUGUUGAAGGCUAGUCAGAAGCGCCGUCCCCUGUCUCGCCUACUAGAGCAACUGCUAAGAAACCUGGAGAAACGUGACCCGCAUCAGUUCUUUGCAUGGCCUGUAAACGACAACUUUGCACCAGGCUACUCUAAUAUCAUAAAACGUCCGAUGGAUUUUUCCACAAUUAAGCAAAAGAUUGAUGACAAUGAGUACAAGUCACUUAACUGUUUUAUAAGUGACUUCAAGCUUAUGUGUAACAAUGCUAUGAAGUACAACAAGCCAGGCACAGUAUACCAUAAAGCCGCAAAGCGUCUCCUUCAUGCGGGUCUUAAACAGCUCACGCCUCAGAAACUGCGUCCACUAGGCGACAUCCUCACCUAUAUGUAUGAAAUUCCUAUCAGAGAGCUUGGCUUUGACAUCGGCAAGAUGGAUGUGCAUAAGGUGCUGAAGCGAAGCAGUCCAAUCAAAAGCGGUGGGUCGGAAGCGGAAGUGGUGUCGGACAGCGGCAACGAGAGGCAGGACUCUGGCGACAGCGUCAAGAUACAAAUGGAGGCUGCGCGGGAACAACAUCGACGUAGACUCGCUAAGAAAGCUUUUCCUCGUAUGGAUGCUGAGGGCAAAACGACUCUAUGCCUGGUCACUAACACAGUGGACGGCAACGGCGAGGACAAACCACUGACUCUGGGCAGGUACAUUGGGAAACUCACGCAAGGCACGGGAACAUUGCACACGCCUCGAGAAGAUCGUCGCAAUCUUGCUAAGUGCGUGAAACCGUUAAAUUACGGGCCGUUCAGUUCAUACGCACCUUCCUACGACGGGACCUUCGCUACGCUGACAAAAGAGGAAUCACAUCUUAUAUACCAUACUCUACCAUACGAAAUGGGCCAAGGUAACGAAGAGAUGUUACGUUUUGCGCCGGAUUCGCCAUGGGCGUUGAUUUAUGACAUGGAAGCUAUGUUUCCGGACCGCAAGAAUCAGCCCGAGCCGAGUCCACCUCCGGAGGAAAACGACCUGUCAAAGGUAAAGGUGGACAUUGAUCAACUCCGCACGCUCUCAGAGCUGGGAAUCGAUAUGGACUUUCUCAACGACAUCGAGGACGAAAUCGUGGCUUCGCAACACGACUACGGCAUCAGCGUCCCUCUCAAGCACACAUACGAUCUCAUCGUUAAGUUGGAGAAGGAGCAACGGGAAAGACUGUCGGCGCCGCCGCCGUGGCACCUGUCGCUGUGCGCGCGUGCGAGCGGCUCGGAGCGCGAGACGGCGCGCGCGCUCGCCGCCUGGCUGCGCGGCAUGCUGGCGCGCGUGCCGCCGCGCCACGUGGCGCCGCUGCACGCGCUGCGCGCCGCGCUCGGCGUCACGCUGGACCACCUCGAUACUCCGAUGGCUGUGGACGACUUCGAGUUGGAGAUGCACGAGCAAAGGGACACAGUAUCCGACCCGGACUCGCGCUCCAGUCACGAGAAAUGA
Molecule: messenger RNA, 1701 nt
Organism: Parnassius mnemosyne (clouded apollo)
Lineage: Eukaryota; Metazoa; Arthropoda; Insecta; Lepidoptera; Papilionidae
Source: the annotation of a GenBank genome assembly